This is a messenger RNA of Mesitornis unicolor (brown roatelo), 2658 nucleotides long. Its product is annotated as DNA topoisomerase 2-alpha-like. The record is from RefSeq and is a predicted model, not a curated record. The annotation marks the transcript as partial. Gene Ontology annotation, biological process: apoptotic chromosome condensation; resolution of meiotic recombination intermediates; sister chromatid segregation. The transcript is spliced from 18 exons. Gene Ontology annotation, cellular component: nucleus. Gene Ontology annotation, molecular function: ATP binding; DNA binding; DNA topoisomerase type II (double strand cut, ATP-hydrolyzing) activity. Lineage: Eukaryota; Metazoa; Chordata; Aves; Mesitornithiformes; Mesitornithidae.
GAAUACCUAUAUGGGAAAAAUACUAAAUACCUGACAUACAAUGACUUCAUCAACAAGGAGUUAGUACUGUUCUCAAACUCAGAUAAUGAAAGAUCAAUCCCGUCACUGGUUGAUGGUUUGAAGCCAGGUCAAAGGAAAGUUCUGUUCACGUGUUUCAAACGCAAUGAUAAGCGAGAGGUGAAGGUUGCUCAGCUGGCUGGUUCUGUAGCUGAGAUGUCUUCAUACCAUCAUGGUGAAGCAUCACUGAUGAUGACCAUUAUUAACUUAGCUCAGAACUUUGUGGGCAGUAACAACCUCAACUUGCUACAGCCUAUUGGUCAGUUUGGCACAAGGCUGCACGGUGGGAAAGACUCGGCCAGCCCUCGAUACAUCUUUACAAUGCUCAGCCCACUAGCACGGUUGGUGUUCCCACCAAUGGAUGACAGUAUCCUGAAGUUCCUAUAUGAUGACAAUCAACGUGUGGAGCCAGAAUGGUACAUGCCUAUCAUUCCAAUGGUGCUGAUAAAUGGAGCAGAAGGGAUUGGUACUGGCUGGUCCUGUAAGAUCCCCAACUUUGAUAUCAGGGAAGUUGUGAAUAAUAUCCGUCGUCUGUUGGAUGGAGAAGAGCUAUUGCCAAUGCUUCCUAGCUACAAGAAUUUCAAAGGCACGGUAGAUGAGCUGGGACCUAAUCAGUAUGUGAUAAGUGGUGAAGUGUCUAUCCUUGAUUCGACAACCAUUGAGAUCACUGAGCUGCCUGUCAGAACAUGGACACAGGCUUAUAAAGAGCAAGUUCUGGAGCCAAUGUUAAAUGGGACUGAGAAGACACCCCCACUAAUCACAGACUAUAAAGAAUAUCACACGGACACGACAGUGAAGUUUAUAGUAAAGAUGACUGAAGAAAAACUAGCUGAAGCUAAAGCAGGGGGGCUGCAUAAGGUCUUCAAACUCCAAACAAGUUUAACAUGCAACUCCAUGGUUCUUUUUGACCAUGUUGGCUUUCUCAAGAAGUACGACUCUCCCCAGGAUAUUCUUAAGGAGUUCUUUGAACUCAGGCUCCGAUACUACCGUUUGAGAAAAGACUGGUUUAUGGGAAUGCUAGCUGCCGAGUCUGCAAAACUGAGCAACCAGGCUCGUUUCAUCCUGGAGAAAAUAGAUGGCAAAAUUGUGAUUGAAAACAAACCCAAGAAAGAGCUGAUUCAAGUUCUUAUCCAGAGAGGAUACGAAUCUGAUCCAGUGAAAGCUUGGAAGGAAUCACAAAACAAGGAGGAAGAGGAGGAGGAGGAGGAGAAUGAGAGCGACAAAGAAUCAGCUGCAGCUUAUGGACCAGACUUCAACUAUCUGCUGAACAUGCCCCUUUGGUAUCUGACUAAAGAGAAGAAAGAUGAGCUAUGUAGGCAGAGUGAUAACAAAGUAAAGGAGCUGGAAAACCUUAAGUGCAAGAGCCCCUCUGAUCUGUGGAAGGAAGACCUUGCUGCCUUUGUGGAAGAACUUGAUGUACUGGAAGCCAAGCAAAUGCAGGAUGAGAUGGCAGGCUCUGUUGGUAAACCUUUAAAGGUGAAAGGAGGGAAAGCAAAGGUGAAAAAGACACAACUGCCAGAAGUAAUGCCAUCACCUCAUGGCAUUAGGGUUGUUCCCCAGAUAACUGCAGAGAUGAAGGCGGAGGCAGAGAGGAGAACUAAAAAGAAAAUAAAGACUGAAAAGAAUGAGAAUCUAGAAGAAAACUCAUCGGCCGACAAACAGCCUUCAGGCCUUAAGCAGAGAUUAGCGCAGAAGUUUAAUACUGGGAAAGGUGUUAAAAGACAAAUGACUCUGCCGUUUAAGCCACUGAAGAAAAUGAAGAAACGAAACCCUUGGUCUGAUUCAGAGUCUGAUUCAGGAUCUGAUUCAGGGCCCGAUUCAGGGUCUGAUUCAAGGUCUGAAUUUGAAGCGCCUCCUCGAAGGGAGAGAGUGGUUUCCCAAGCCGCAGCCAAAGCCCAGAUGAUCAGUUCGGACUCAGAUGCAAAUCUCUCCAGCUCAGAUGAGGAGUCUGAAUUACAGAGUAACAGUGAAGGCAAGAUGGAAUCGGACGCCAGCUCAAAAGAAAAACCUGCUCCCAAGCCCAGAGCUCCUCCGAAGAAAACCACUGCAAAAGCAGCUAAAGCUCCCAACCAGAAGCCAGCACAAAGCAUUCUCACUGUCCAAAAUGUUCCUAAUGAAAAUGAGAGUCAAGAUCCUGUAGCUCCUUCCAUCUCUGUGCCUCCCAGCAAGACCGUAUCCAAAAAACCUGCUGCAGCUAAGAAGGCCAGUGCUGCUAAGGAUGACCAGCCGUCCAUCAGGGAUAUCCUGGUCAAGAAAAUGCCUGCGUCCAAAUCCAGCAAGACGGCGCUGAAGGAGGAGGGAUCCCUGGUCCCUGAUGUUGGAGCAGCGGGUGACAAGAAACCUGACCAGAUCAAGAGACGCAAAGCUGCCAAAAGGCAGCCAAGCUGCCUAAGUUUGGAUUCGGAUUCGGAUUUUGAGCUGAAGCCUUCCAAAUCGGUUGCAGUGAAGAAAUGCAAGCAGUUGGAUGACGACGAGAGCUUUACCAUCGUUACCGCUGCUGGUGAGCCUGACCUUGGAACAGCCGUGCUCCGCACCAGGCCUGGGCGCCUCAAAAAGCCUGUCCAGUACUUGGAGGAGUCCUAUGAGGAAGAUAUGUUUUGA